CAGCUCUGCUCCCAGGCCGGCAAUUUCGCCAACGCCGAAGUGUUGUCAAUUUUGACAGCCAGCGUUUUGUUCUUUUCCUUCGUGGUUUUCGACUGACAAGAUGGCUCCAACUGCCAAGACCAACAAGGGUGAUACUAAGGCCGCUGCUGCCAAGCCGGCUGAGAAGAAGGCCGCUCCUGCCGCCGCUAAGGGCAAGGUUGAGAAGCCCAAGGCUGAGGCUGCCAAGCCCGCCGCCGCUGCCGCCAAGAACGUGAAGAAGGCCCCAGAGGCCGCUAAGGAUGUGAAGGCUGCUGCUGCCGCCGCCGCCAAGGCUGCGCCCGCUAAGGCCGCUGCUGCCGCCAAGGCUGCUCCCGCUAAGGAGGCCGCCAAGAAGGCACCCGCUGCCGCUGCAGCUGCCAAGAAGGCGGCCCCAGCCAAGGCUGCUGCUCCCGCUGCAGCCAAGGCUGCGCCCGUCAAGAAGGCUGCUUCCACUGCCGCGGCUGCUCCCCCAGCCAAGAAGGCAACCCCUGCCAAGGCAGCUGCCCCAGUUGCAGUCGCCGCUGCUGCUGCUGCAGUGCCAGCAGCCGCUGCCGUCGCUCCUGCUGCUGCCAAGCCUGCCGCUCCCAAGCCCAAGGCAAAGGCAGCACCGGCUCCCAGCAAGGUGGCGAAGAAGAACGUGCUCCGCGGCAAGGGCCAGAAGAAGAAGAAGGUCUCUCUGCGCUUCACUAUCGACUGCACCAACAUCGCUGAGGACAGCAUCAUGGAUGUGGCCGACUUCGAGAAAUACGUUAAGGCUCGCCUUAAGGUCAACGGCAAGGUUAACAAUCUAGGCAAUAAUGUCACCUUUGAGCGCUCCAAGUUGAAGCUGCACGUUAGCUCCGAUGUGCACUUCUCCAAGGCCUACCUCAAGUACCUGACCAAGCGGUACUUGAAGAAGAACAGCCUGCGCGACUGGAUCCGCGUUGUGGCCAACGAGAAGGAUUCGUACGAGCUGCGCUACUUCAGAAUCAGCUCCAACGAUGACGAGGACGAUGAUGCGGAGUAAAGAUGAU
This is a messenger RNA of Drosophila subobscura, 1031 nucleotides long. RefSeq names its product 60S ribosomal protein L22 (gene RpL22). Gene Ontology annotation, cellular component: ribosome. Bases 101 to 1024 code for a protein of 307 amino acids. Lineage: Eukaryota; Metazoa; Arthropoda; Insecta; Diptera; Drosophilidae. The record is from RefSeq and is a predicted model, not a curated record. Gene Ontology annotation, molecular function: structural constituent of ribosome; RNA binding. Gene Ontology annotation, biological process: cytoplasmic translation. The transcript has 3 exons.